AAAUGCAUUAAGCACAGAAAUAACUGAAUAACAAUAAUAUUAAAAAGGUCCCAAGGAUCCUCAACAAUUUACAUGAUUCAAAUCAAUUCAAGGAAGAUCAUCUACUAGUUCUAAUCAAUAGAGAUUUAGCUACUCAUAAUAAAAUUAAUAAGCAACAUGGAGUAAAUAAGAGAAGAAAUUAAACCAAAAAUUAUGUUGCUUGCCACUGCCGUCGCGUUCUGUUCCUUCUCUUCUUUCUCCCAAAGUCUGCGUCAAUUAGGUUACAAAAGAAAGUUGCUUUUUAUAUGCCCCUGGGAACAAAUCGCAACCCUUAAAGGAAUGAAGGAAUCAUCUCCCUAUAACAUGUUGAAAAGCAAGUACCCAUCGUGCACUAAGAAUAGAUCGCGUCCCUAUAAUGCAUAAUCUGUCUUUUCUUAUGAUGACGUGUCAGCGUAGGAGCAAAUCAUGUGGUUGAUGUCAUGUACACGCGCAGCAGCUAAUUGCGCCCCUAUUUGAUCAUUAUAGCAACGCGAGAAAAACAGAGAAGUAGGGCGAGAAUCGGCUCACAUACUUGGAAUUUUUCUAAGUGUUUUUCCUCUUUUGAUCUUUUAGUCUUCAAACUCUUGAUAUGUCAUUUUUCUUCCAAUCUUCUUUUCUUUGACCAUGCAUUCUACCUAAAACUUAUUAAACUACAAUGAAAUUGCAAUUAAAAUUAACAAAUGACUGAUUAUCAUCACAUCCAUGAUUGAAAUAAAUUUGGCGUUCCACCAAAUGAACCAAUUUGAUUAAUUUUCGUAUGUUUAUGACUAACUUCAUUUGGCUCAUAGCAUCCAUGAUUGACAACAAUCAUAAUUGUUAUACAUAUGACGUUCUUCCAAACCCGUGCAUCGCACGGGUCGGUUACUAGUUAUAUUGAAAGUUGAGUAUAUCAAUCAUUCUAGAACAAAUUUUUAUUUUAUUUUUGUCAUCUAUUUUAGAAAGGAGGAAGGAUGUAGGGACGAAUCUACCUUUCUUCAAAUGGAGGCAGCUGACCGCAAAUAUUUGUACUACUACUAUGUGUACGCAAUCAGAGUUGAAAAAAGGAAACUUUUUGUGAGACGCGUUUUAGUUAAUAUUGUAUGGAAAAAGAGUGAUCCAUUUCAUUUCAGCUUCCUGAUAAAAAUUACAAUCUCAACACAAAUUCAUUCUCAUUCUUGCUGUGAAAUCAAUUCUUAACAAUUUCCGACAACAUGAUGAAUACUCUAAUCCAAAUUUGGAGAUGGGUUAUGCAGCCAAAGGUGUGGAGAUUUGUAUGUUCUGUUUCAGCUGUUAUUGGACUGCUCUGUUAUGGUCUCAGCUCUUCCUUCAACUAUCUCUUUGGACAUUGGAAUGUCUUGAAGAUUGUUCUAUAUAGCCUUUUCAGCUUCAUCAUCGGCUUCUUGAAUUUAUUUGCAAACAAAUGGCAACACUCAACAAGUCAUUGGAUUAAAGCUCACGCAGCUUUUUUGGUAUUAACAAUCACUACACUCUACUCAUUCUUCUUCGAUAAAUUAAUGAAGGGAAAACCAGAUGCAUAUAGUCUACUUUCAUGUGCUGCUUUUGCUAUCAUGUCACUGAGUUUGUCGCGGGAAACUCAGUCCGGAUUCAAAAUCGAUCUUAUGUAUUUUUUCCUUGGAAGUCUAAUUCUGCAACUGAUGAAGAUUAAAUUGAUAUUAUUCAUUCCAGGAGCAGGUUUCGGUUACUUAAUUGUUAUUCUUCGUUCUUAUUUCUCUUCUAUAAAUGAUGCAAUUCAAGCUGAGUCACAUUCACAUUCACUACAAUUGGCCAGUAUUACUGAUAAUGACGAUCCCACUAGUCUUCAAGAUGAAAAUCUGAAUGUUAUUGUCGAUCCACAUUCAACACAACUGACCAGUACUGAUAUUGGAAGUAGUAUGCUGGAACAACUCAGUGAUUAUGUGAAAGCACUUCAGCAAGAAAAUUCAACUCUCAUCGAAAUGCUUAUGGAGAACUUGAAGGAUUACCUAAGUGAUGAUUCUGCAUUUAGUGGAUUUAAUGUGUCCGAGGACACGGACUUCAUGAUCAUGGCGCUGCCAACUGAAACAAUCGACAACAUUCACAAAACAGCCAAGUUGAUGGUUAGUGCCGGUUUUAAGAGGGAAUUCUCGGACGUGUACAGCAGUUCCCGAAGGGAUUGUUUGGUCGAAAGCCUCUCAAGAUUAGGGUUCAAGAAACUCACCAUUGAAGACCGUCGGAUGUUGUCAUGGAAAGAAAUCGAAAACAAGAUUGUAAGAUGGAUCAAAGCUUCCAACGUGGCUUUGAAGAUAUUGUUACCCACUGAAAGGAAACUCUGCGAUCGGGCUUUCUUUGGGUUCUCCUCCACUGCUGAUUUGUCAUUUAUGGGUGUUUGUUGUGAAUCCGCACUUCAGCUGCUGAAUUUCGCGGAUGUUAUUGCCAUUGGAAGCGGAUCACCAGAGCAGUUGCAUAGAGUCCUCAAGGUGUUCGAAACAAUGCGUGACCUAAUAAUUCCAGAGUUUGAGUCUUUGUUCCGUGAUCAAUACAGUGCAUCCCUGCAAAAGGAAGCAAUCACAGUUUGGAAGAGAUUGGGGGAAGGGAUCAGAGGCAUUUUCACGGAGUUUACGAAUCUGAUUCAGCAAAUUUCAGCUGAGGAAGUAAAUCUCGAUGCGGAAAUUCACCCGAUCACCAUUCACGUGAUGAAUUAUCUCUGUGCUGCUAGUCAGUCACGGAAGACCCUGGAGCAAGUGUUCGAAGGAGAUUAUGGGGAUCUAUUGAAGGAAUAUCCUAAAAUUGAGGAUAGAGUGCAAUCCUCUUCCAAUGUCUCAGGGCAGAUGGGUUUGAUUAUGGAGCUAUUAGAGAGCAAGUUGAUAGCCGAAUCCAAACUCCAUAGCAGGCUGACUGAUUUGUCUCUACGAUUCUUGAUCAGAAACGUUGACUACAUUGUUCAAAAGGCUAAAGAGUGUGAAUUAGGAACCAUUUUAGGAGAUGAUUGGUUCAAAAAUCAGGCUACCCAAUUUAACCAAGAGAUAAAACAAAAAGAAGAGGAACUGCUGUCAAAAAAGCUAAAACAAAAACAAGACGAACUGCUGUUGAAAAAGCAAAAACAAAAAGAAGAAGUACUGCUGUCAACCGGUGUUAAGCUACCACAAAUGGCCCAAGUGUUUAGAAGAAGAGGUUGACAAUACCAUGUUCGAACAUUAAUCCUUGCAAUUAUGUAAUGCAAUGUCAGUGUCAACUGAACAAUGAAUGUUGUUUUUAAUAGAAAAUUGGUUUUGCUAUUCAAAAAGGCGGUAUAGUUUGUUGUCCGCCUUUCAUUCACAUGUAAUUUUCUUAUACUUAUUGCGAAAAUGUUAAAUAGUGCACCCGGUGCGCUAGUUAAUUUUUAUUUAAACUAAGAUAUUAUUAACACAUGAUAGAAUUUAUGAUUUAUAAUUAUUCAUAGAAUAUU
Trifolium pratense (red clover) is the source of this 3421-nucleotide messenger RNA. Its product is annotated as exocyst complex component EXO70A1-like. Gene Ontology annotation, cellular component: exocyst. NCBI's taxonomy places the organism in Eukaryota, Viridiplantae, Streptophyta, Magnoliopsida, Fabales, Fabaceae. The transcript has a single exon. Gene Ontology annotation, molecular function: phosphatidylinositol-4,5-bisphosphate binding. Gene Ontology annotation, biological process: exocytosis. The record is from RefSeq and is a predicted model, not a curated record. The coding region runs from base 1209 to 3152 and encodes 647 amino acids.